Messenger RNA from Brienomyrus brachyistius, 2537 nucleotides. It is a transcript of the gene pargl, whose product is annotated as poly (ADP-ribose) glycohydrolase, like. Gene Ontology annotation, molecular function: poly(ADP-ribose) glycohydrolase activity. Gene Ontology annotation, biological process: nucleotide-sugar metabolic process; carbohydrate metabolic process; ATP generation from poly-ADP-D-ribose. The transcript has 18 exons. Lineage: Eukaryota; Metazoa; Chordata; Actinopteri; Osteoglossiformes; Mormyridae. Gene Ontology annotation, cellular component: cytoplasm; nucleus. The record is from RefSeq and is a predicted model, not a curated record. The coding region runs from base 395 to 2212 and encodes 605 amino acids.
GAAGUAUCCUAAACGGCACGCGUCAUUUUCAACUUUGUUUUGAAAGCGAGGAGAUACGAGUACAGUAAUGGCGAAAAGCACUUUACUUUGUUUGGACUGAUGAUGAGGUGGAAUUGUUCUUCAAGACGUUCAAAGCUUCAACAUAGGAAUGUCAAAAGAACUUCACACUAAGAACCAUGGAUUGCGUUCUACUGAAGCUGCAAUAUUUUCCGGAUUCCUUCAAAUAUACCCAUAAUGUACCCCGCCCAUGAAGUGCAUACUUUCGCUUUCAGUUUUGAACGGCGCGCGCUGUUUAAGAUUACAUGGGAUUGGCCGAAACGCUUCAGAAAAUCUCUCACGUCCGCGUGACGAACAUCGGCUUGUCAUAAAGCAGAGCGUGUAAUCACCGUAAAGCAUGUCAGAUCGCCGUACUGGGGACAAACAGAGCAUUCCUCCCGAGGCUGGACCAUCAGGCGUAGGCGAUCCGGCGCACAUAUCCGGAAGUGACCAACAUGCGAAAAAGGAACCCUCUGUCUCUCAUUCCUCAGGCGCGUCCAAACGGAAUGACAGCUCUCAAAUGAACGAUAUACUCCACCAUGAUGACAAGGCACACAAGGGUCAGAGUCGCAGGAUGUCGUCCAGUUAUGAUGAGAGCAGGUCCCAGUCAGGACAGGCAACAGGAGGUGAAGUGGCGAGACAGAUCAACAACAGGACACCCCUGUCUAAGCUGAAGAGCCUCCCUACUUGCCAUAUGGAACUGGAUAAGUUGUCCUUCAGCAAGCACCACACAGUUCUGGUCAACGUAGAUGAAUUCCAACAUAAGCGGUUGGUACCACAACAUGGCAAACCCAAAUGGAAUAGUUGUUCUGUGAAAAUGCCUUACUUGACUGAAAGUGUUAUGCAGUCAAACAUUUACCAGACUGAAAGAACACGAUGGAAUGGAAUUUGUAAAACUUUGUCCCAUCUCCCAAAGACCCCAUCAUCAUUUGACGUUGAGAAUGCAAUAAAGAGAUGCAACCCAAAGUACAAAGACCAUUGGUCUUUUGAUGCUCUGCAUUAUUUCUCUAAGUCCCUAACCAUUGAGGAGCGUAUGGACAUGUCUUCCAUUCUGUACAAAAUAGCUGUACUGGCCCUCAGGUUGCCGGACCUUUGCCCGAAGGCCAUUCCCUUGCUGAGACGCGACCAGUAUCACUCCAUCACGAUGUCUCAGCUCCAGAUCGCUUGCCUGCUGGCCAACGCCUUUUACUGCACCUUCCCCCACCGCAACGCCUCCCACCACAACUCAGAGUACUUCAACUACCCCACCAUAAACUUCUCCAGCUUGUUUGGGAACUGGUCACCAAGGAAACAGCAGAAACUCAAAGCCAUUUUCAACUACUUCAAGAUAGUUUCAGAUCACGAAAAAGAGAUCGAGGGACUGGUAACCUUCGAGAGGUGCUCUCUUCAUGUCCCUCCGCAAUGGGAAAGGGAAUCCAAAAUGCUGACUAACCUUCACGUCUCCUCGGAAGGCACCAUUGAGGAUAAGGGCCUGGGCAUGCUGCAGGUGGACUUUGCCUGCAGCAUGGUAGGAGGGGGUGUGCUUGGGAACGGACUGGUCCAGGAGGAGAUCCUGUUCCUCUGCUACCCAGAGCUCAUUGUGUCCAGGCUUUUCACUGAGAAGCUGGCCGACCACGAGUGUCUCCGGAUCACUGGUGUCCAGCAGUACAACACAUACACUGGCUUCAGCGACACCUUUCAGUGUAGGGAAUUUUGCAUAGACCGAUGCCAGAGGGACGAAUGGCUCAGACGUCAGAGAAAGAUGGUCGCCAUUGACGCCUUGAACUUCAAAAACCAGAGGGAGCAGUACGACAUGAGGCGCGUAGACCGUGAGCUGAACAAGGCCUACUGUGGUUUCCGGGGAGAAGAGGACAUCCCUCCCGAUUACCUCCCAGCUAUAGCUACUGGGAACUGGGGCUGUGGUGCCUUUAAGGGUGACCCCAAACUCAAAGGUCUUAUACAGUUAAUGGCUGCAGCCGUGGCUGGGAGAGAUGUGGCCUACUUCACGUUCCACAGCAAGCACCUUGAAAUGGAGCUGCUGGGGAUGUACGAGUUCCUCAUCCAUCAUACUGUGACAGUGGCUCGGCUCUAUGAGCUACUCAAACUUUACUGCAGGCUUGUGAAUGAGAGUCGAGAGCCUGAAGACCUCUUUAGGUUCAUCAAACGUGCUAUCACCGACACGACAUGCAGACACUAAGAGGCUGCAUGAAGCUGGUGCACCAUGAGAAGGUUCUGAGGCUACACCGCCUUUGCAAACAAUCAACGGAAAAAAUUAUUCCUGUAAAUUAGGUGAACUUUUAUUAUUAUUUUUUGUCCGAUCAGUAUUUAGACUUAAUUGACGGGAUGCUUUUCUAGUCUGGGACGACACUAAGGUUAUGAAUAUCACACAAUAUACAAACUGUUCUUGCUGUUUUAAAGAAUGAGUAUAUUUAACCAAUAAAUUCUUAUAAGGUGUUACAAAUUAAUUCAAUGAAAAUGAGUAUGCAGGUUUAAAUGCAAUAAAAUUACCAUUUGUACAAGUA